Manduca sexta (tobacco hornworm) is the source of this 2114-nucleotide messenger RNA. RefSeq names its product dopamine N-acetyltransferase (gene Aanat). Lineage: Eukaryota; Metazoa; Arthropoda; Insecta; Lepidoptera; Sphingidae. The transcript has 6 exons. Gene Ontology annotation, molecular function: N-acetyltransferase activity. The record is from RefSeq and is a predicted model, not a curated record. Bases 109 to 894 code for a protein of 261 amino acids.
GAUAUUUCGCAACCAUUCGAUCUUGGAAUCUCGACGCGAUCCCAUCUAGGAACGCGGGAGAGCCGGAACGUAUUUUGCGCGGGAAAAUUGACAGUUCUUUUUUUAAACAUGGCUGUUACGAGUGCCAAUAUUGUGAAUUUGAAGGAGAAGGGACAUUUUGAACGUGAAAAUGCCAGGAUUGAAAAAUAUACGCUUGCGGACGAGCUACCGGCUCAGCUGGCGGAGCUCGGUCUGCGCCCGCGCACCAUGACACCAUCCUCCACUUACAGCAUCCGUCGCAUGACCACAAACGACAGGGACCUCACAUUAAAAUAUCUGAGAAGGUUCUUUUUCCGUGAUGAACCCAUGAACUUGGCUGUCAACUUGCUGGAGACAUCGGAGUCCAGGUGCAUUGAACUUGAAGACUACGCCGCGGGAACCCUUGAGGAUGGCGUAUCCGUAGCAGCUGUCGACGAAAAUGGAGAUUUCAUUGGACUCAUCAUCAAUGGAAUUGCGAGGAGAAAAGAGGUCGACUACACGGACAAAUCAGCUGACUGUGCGAAUCCAAAAUUCCGUCGCAUUUUGCGGGUACUCGGCCAUUUGGAUCGGGAGGCGCGGAUCUGGGACCAUCUACCGAAGUCGUGCAAUACUGUGUUGGAAGUCAGGAUAGCGUCAACACAUUCAGCGUGGCGAGGACGCGGGCUGAUGAGGGUGCUUUGUGAAGAGUCUGAACGCAUAGCAAAAGCGAUCGGCGCAGGCGCACUUCGCAUGGACACCACAUCGGCUUUCUCCGCAGCAGCGGCUGAGAGGCUCGGCUAUAAGAUGAUCUACAGGACUCAAUACGCCGACCUGCCGUUCGCGCCACAACCGGACCCGCCACACCUCCACGCUAGUGUCUACAUUAAGGAGCUAUAAAAUAUACAGUCCAGAAGAAGCCUGUGAAUAAUUAACUUUAAGACACGGAAUAAUUUAGUUUAAUUUAAUGCACAUAAUGUACCUGUGAUAAAUGUCAAGAUAUUGGCAUUUGUUAAACGUGUUAACCAGUAACUUGUGCAUCUAGUUGUAAUGUUAGACCUAGAUGCCUGUUAUAUUAGAGCUUGCGCACAUUAAGGAUAUUUUGUCCAGUUUGCUUUUUUAUUAAAAAAAAAUAUUGUCUUUUUUAUUUAUUUAUUAUAAUUUGAAGAUAAUGGCUUUCUUAAGUCUUUUAAAAAAUGAUGAAUGAUUUUAGGUAUAGUUUUAAAUUUAACUAAAACAAAUUGUUAAUGUCUACCUAAAAAUUAUAGCGCGCAGUCUUUUUUUUUUUCAAAAUGUGUGCAAGCUCUAAAAACAAUUAAAAGUGUUUAAUGUUAUAACAAUAAAGGAUAUAUUUACGUUCACCGAUAAGUCUCAAUGGGAAGAUGUAGUGACUAGUGUAGUUAUUUGUGUCUUCUGUGUUAACAAAUUGUAGAUGUUUCAGCAUAAUUAUUUCCCAUGGAACAUUAAAGUUUUAACAAUAUUAAAACUUUACACUUUAGUAAUGAAAUGUAAGAUAAUAAUAUGUAGCAGAAAUUAGAAUUGUUACUUUAUAAUUACCUAUUUUGUCUCUUUUGAUCGUAAAGAUAUAAUCAGCAAUAAGACGCUGUGAACUUAGAUUGUUAUUUCUUACGAAAAAUCUGGAAAUUUUAAUUUACUCUAAAAGAGAUUGCUGAGUUUCCAAAGUUUUAAUGUAAAUAAUAUCUGAAUCUCAUUACAAAGUUUUCAACUCCGUACCAUCUUCCGGAUAAAUGCUCUCAAAGUAAACAUUUUUCAUAAGUUUAUAUUAAUUAAUUUAUUAGUGUAAUUACAUUCCAGUUAAAAUAUUUUAUGUGUAUAACGCCUAACAAAAAUCUUAUAGCAAUUAUAACAUUUACAUUGUUGCUAGCACAAACGUAUCAGGGUUCUUUUUUAUAGUUCCUUAUUUUUAUGUAGUAUUAGCAAGCUGUAUUAUUAAAUGGAUUCAUGAAUUAUAAUUUAUUGGUAUCUGUUAUAAAUUCCGCUUUGUGAAGAAGUCUACUUGUCGUCAAUUUAACUGUAGACCGUAGUCAAAAUGUUUCAGUAUCGUGCAAUGUAAACCUUAGAUAAGGUAACGUUAAUAAAUAUAUAUACGGAAAUACAAA